AUGUUCAAACUUAUCCUCAUCUCCACCCUGGCCGCGGCCGUUUGCGCCAUCGGAAAUCCGGAAUCGACCGCCCAGAUCCUGUCCUAUAGCAAUGUCCUCCAGGACGAUGGCCACUACAACUGGGCGUACGAAACGAGCAACGGAAUCGCUGCCCACGAAGAGGGCCUUGGAGCGCACCAGGCCAACGGAGCUUACUCGUACACCGGUCCCGAUGGUGUUCGGUAUCAGGUUGUUUACGUGGCCGAUGAGAACGGAUUCCGCCCGGAGGGUGCCUGUUGCGACGGAGCGCGUCCCUCACGUCGUCAGCAGCAGCAGAACCAACGAAGCAUCAUCGGGACGCUCCGCGAUGACAGGGCUGCCCAUCUGCCAACUCCACCUCCGACCCCGGAGCACGUGAUCAAGUCGCUGGAGCAGAUCCGGGCCAACCCACCGAAGGACCAGAAGGACUUUAGCUUGGAGGCGUUGGAUGCCACGCUGGCCCGACUGAGACUGCACUAG
Molecule: messenger RNA, 498 nt
Organism: Culex quinquefasciatus (southern house mosquito)
Lineage: Eukaryota; Metazoa; Arthropoda; Insecta; Diptera; Culicidae
Product: pupal cuticle protein Edg-78E
Exons: 4
Coding region: 1-498 (165 amino acids)
Cellular component (GO): chitin-based extracellular matrix
Molecular function (GO): structural constituent of chitin-based larval cuticle
Source: RefSeq, a predicted model, not a curated record